AUGCCCGGUAAAAAUAUUCUCGUUUCCGGCCUCACCGCGGUGACCAAUCAAACCGUGGUAUCCUACGAAGAAUAUUUGGAAAAAAUGAACGAUUCCUCUUUCAUUUUCCAAAAAUUAAACUCAGACGCCCUUCAUCAGUCCCAUCUGGUUGAUACUAUGCCAAUCUUCGUCAGAAGUUUGACCGGAAAAGUUUUAAAUGUAAAUUGCAAACCGGCGACUACAAUCGAAAAACUCAAGGUAAAAAUUCAACACAGAGAAGGUAUUCCGGCGGAUCAACAAAGAUUAAUCUUUUGUGGAAAGCAACUCGACGAUGCCCAUUCACUCAACAGUUAUAAUAUUAUGCGUGAUUCCACCCUUCAUCUCGUUCUCCGCCUUCGCGGUGGUGGUGGUGCAAUGAACUACUUCCUUAGCCCUGAACUCCUGGAUCCUAUUUAUGAUUUCGAUUUCACUAAUCUCGACGAUACGGGGAGUACAUUUAUGAGAGGUCAAUUUGAAUAUCGUCGUCCCUGUGGUUGGAAACGUCAUGCACUGAAGGUGCUCAACAAGUACGACAAUGAUAACAAAUGGCUUGGAGUGACUAGUUCUCGUUUCCGUUACCAUUCAGCGCCCAACGAAUGGCCCGUUUCUUACCACGGAACCUCCAAACAUCUUGGUCAUACCAUUGCUGAAGAUGGUUUUCGUCUGAGUAAAGAGCAGGGUGUGCAGUUUCCCUACUCUCAGGGCCUCUACAUGACACCCGACGUCAAUGUGGCCGCCAAAUAUGCCGAAACGUUCGUUCAUGAUGGCGUUUGCUAUAAAAUUAUUUUCCAAAACCGCGUCAAUCCUGACACCAUGUCCAUCCUCAAUACCAAUCAAGGAGAUUACUGGAUCAGUCCAAGGGGCACGGAUGUGCGUCCAUAUGGCAUCUUGAUUAAAAAGGCAUAA
This is a messenger RNA of Acaulospora morrowiae, 924 nucleotides long. NCBI's taxonomy places the organism in Eukaryota, Fungi, Glomeromycota, Glomeromycetes, Diversisporales, Acaulosporaceae. The record is from the annotation of a GenBank genome assembly.